Messenger RNA from Ectocarpus sp. CCAP 1310/34, 1552 nucleotides. The record is from the annotation of a GenBank genome assembly. Lineage: Eukaryota; Phaeophyceae; Ectocarpales; Ectocarpaceae.
GGCGAGAGGCCCGAGGCAUACCACAGCAGACGCGAUAAACCCACACCAUGAACAACAACGCCGUAGCAGCGGCAGGCCGGCCAUCUAGAGCGAGAUCGUUGCCUCUGAGACUGCAGGAUGCUGGUGGAAGUGGUGCUGCUGCUGGGCAUGGGGUCGCCCAGACCGCGCCUGCUGGCGCGGCACAGCGGGCACCGAGCGGCAUGGCCCGCCAGGCCGUUCACAGCAGGGUGACCCCCCAUACUGGUACACAACAGGGUAUUCCACCUGGCGCGGUGAUGAUGCCGGGCUUCUCGGACGACGCUGAUCGGCAAGCUCGUCAGGCGGCCUUAGUAAAGGUUCUCAACGACAAGCGAUUUGGCGACGCCCCACAAAAAAAGUGGACCGAGUCGGAGAGCGGCGGCGACGACGACGAGGGGGGGGGCAGCCCGACGUCAAGUGGCGGCAGCAAUGUUUCGUUAGAGGACAGUUCAGCUCCGUCGGACAGUGGCUCACAGUCGGGCGAUGUCGUGUUCGAAAAGGAAAUUCGGGAAGCAAUGACCGGGGGAGGGGGAGCGGGCACGAGGACCACAAACCACGGCAAGCGAAAGGCGAGCGCCGGCGGCAGCGUCGUAGGGAAGAACAAAGCAGCAGCAUCCCAUCACGCGAGUGCCAAAAAAGACCGGGGCAAGGACUACCCACACUGGGCCACACACUUUCUGAAGCGGACAUGCGGGCACCGCAAGAUCCCGAGGAUGUCGCAGAAGAGCAAGGGUGUCCUGGUGGCGGCCCUGCGAUCUCUCGACGCCAACAUGAAACGGCCAUCUCCGUACUUCGACGACCUCGAUGCUAUCGCAGCCGGCAAAUCUGGACGCGGCAGCGAGCAGGAGGAGGGGGAGGAGGGAGUCAUCCCGGCGAAAGCGCUGCUUAUGUUUCGAGGCGUUAUCAACAUGGUCGCCCUAGCACGUGACAGAACUGAACCGUUUACAGUCGAGGGUGUGGACUACAGUGUGGCGGACCUUUACGACGCCAUGGAGAAGGAAAACACACCGGAACUGGAGGAUUCUGCCGGCGGGAGUUCGUCGACGGGUGGUGCAGCCGGACCGGACGGGGGUGGUUCCGCCGGAGGAAGUGGCAGCAUCACGGAGCGCAAGGGCCCACACUGCAUGAUGCGGCUCGUUGGGAUCCUGUGCGAAGACUCCAUCCGCCCACUUGUCAUCAACAGCCGCUUGCAGGCGACCCGGCAGGAGCUGGACACCUCAGCAGUUGGGCCGCGGAAACACUUGUGGACAGAGGUCACCGACCGCUUCCGAGACCCUCGCCACCAUGUGAGAAAAAUCGUGGACGACGAACAAGUGAGUCACGUCAACCCGAACAUCAUCCAGCAACCUAACAUCUCGGCGGAAAAGAUCACCAAGGUGUGGUCUGCGGCAAAGGCGAAAUGGAACACGCCUUAUGCCAAUUGGAAGAGUGAAUCCGGCAACAACCAGCCAUGGCUUUCAUUUUGCCAAGGGGACACGGACACGUACAUUCUCGGUUGAGCAAUCGAGAAAUACCCCGAGCUUGACCAAGUGUG